AUCACCUCAAAUGAGAAAGCCCCCCGUCGCCCUCAGUCUCAGCAGCCACCCACGACCCUUCCUCAGCCACCAUCCCCCCUCCACGCCUCCGUCGCCGGCCACUCCUCGGCAACCCAUCUCAGUCGCGCUCCGCGUCACCUCCCUCGCUCCCGGUCGUGCCACAGGCUUUCUCUACUGUGCAGUGCACACAUAAUACUCUCUCCACUGAACUCCAUCUCCAUCAAGAUGGCUGCUGCUGGGAUGCCUCGCUGCUCUCUCAAGUACCCAAGGCCUUCCUUCUCUCAUAAAACCCUGCAAGAUCCUCGCUUAAAUAGCCUCUUUGUGAUUGGCCACACCUCAAAGCUGAGUUUUGUGGGACAAAAUAAAAGAAAAUUUGUUGCAAAGGCCAGAUCUUUAUCUAAUUCUAAGUUGAAUUCCAGGUCUCCUGUGUCCAUUAGAAAGAGUGAUGAACCAAUCAUUGUCAUUGACAAUUAUGACAGUUUCACUUACAACCUUUGCCAGUAUUUGGGAGAGCUGGGUUGUAAGUUUGAGGUUUACCGGAAUGAUGAAUUGACUGUGGAGGAAUUGAAAAGCAAAAAGCCAAGAGGAGUGCUUAUAUCCCCAGGACCAGGUACACCCCAGGAUUCUGGAAUCUCUUUGCAGACUGUUCUUGAACUGGGGCCCAUGGUUCCACUCUUUGGAGUAUGCAUGGGUCUACAAUGCAUUGGGGAGGCCUUUGGAGGGAAGAUUGUGCGUUCUCCUUACGGUGUGAUGCAUGGAAAAAGUUCCCUUGUGUAUUAUGACGAGAAGGGAGAAGAUGGCUUAUUUUCUGGAUUAUCAAACCCUUUCACUGCUGGUAGAUACCACAGCCUAGUGAUCGAUAAGGAGAGUUUUCCUGGUGAAGUUCUGGAGGUCACAGCAUGGACCGAAGAUGGACUGAUUAUGGCCGCUCGUCACAAAACUUACAAGCAUCUACAGGGUGUCCAAUUUCAUCCAGAAAGCAUCAUAACCAACGAAGGCAAGACGAUUGUUCGUAAUUUCGUCAGAUUGAUUGAGACCAAAGAGGCUGAAGCUCAGAACUAGAGGAGGCGUCUGUUAGAGAAAAUUUGCUUUGUUAUUCAAUUUAGUUGGCUCGGUAGACAUUCUACUCCUUGUAUUAUCCAUCGGGGCUAGCCUGUUGAACCAUUCUGUUUGAUCUCCAUCUGGGCAUAAUUCUCGCUUUGAAGAUCUAUCGAUCAACUUCUUGAUAC
Rhodamnia argentea is the source of this 1229-nucleotide messenger RNA. Its product is annotated as anthranilate synthase beta subunit 2, chloroplastic-like. Gene Ontology annotation, cellular component: cytosol. The transcript is spliced from 9 exons. Gene Ontology annotation, biological process: L-tryptophan biosynthetic process. The record is from RefSeq and is a predicted model, not a curated record. The coding region runs from base 226 to 1062 and encodes 278 amino acids. Lineage: Eukaryota; Viridiplantae; Streptophyta; Magnoliopsida; Myrtales; Myrtaceae.